GCGAAAGUCGAGCCAGACUACUGCCUAGGGCAUGGAUUCCCUCACGCCGCCGGUGCCGCCGGCGCCGCCGCAACCGCGGAACACAGAAGAUUGUUUCCCACCAAAGGAUACAUUGUGUAGGCAUGAUGAAGAGCAGCAUGUCCAGAACUAUGAUUGGAUCAGCGCAUUGCCAGAUGAUAUUUUAAUUGAAAUUCUUUCCCUAAUGACAAUAAGUGAGGCAGCAAUGACUGGUUUUCUUUCCACUAGAUGGAGGCAUCUGUGGAAAAAAAUUGACCAUCUCAUCCUUGAUUCCUAUGCUUUUGGGAUGCAAGAGUUAGAAAAGUCACGUUACCAUGAAAAUCCUCUUUUGUGGAAUGACGUAGCUACAAGAUUUGUUCACAAAGUAAAUGGGCUUUUGGAAAGUCGUGAUGGUAACAGAAUCAAGGAAUUAACUAUAAUAUUCCCAUUAUCAUCAGCCCAUGCUUCUAAUCUAGACCACUGGAUUGAGUUGGCAAUGGCAGCCUCUACACAAAAUAUCUUACUUGACUUGGAUAACAAGUGUUGCAAGGAAGGUUGCACUAUUUGUGUGAAAGGCACGAAGGUUGCUUCAGAGCCAUAUGACUUUUCUUGGGGCCCUUUUUUGAUGGUAGAGCCUGCUCGUUGGAUGAAUUGACUCUUUUUAAUUGCAAGAUAGGAACAAUCCCUGCAAAUCUGAGUGGGUUCUCAUAUGUUAAAUCCCUUCUACUUGCCCGUGUGUUAAUUAAUGAUGAAACCAUUUCAAAUAUUAUGUCCAACUAUCAUGCUCUUGAAAUUAUGGUCCUACAAUAUUGCCAUCAAUUGAUUCAUUUGACGGCUUCUCAUGCACGGUUGCAAGUCUUGGUUGUUCAAUUUUGCAAAACCUUGGCUAGUAUCUGUAUUCGUGCUGACAACCUUGAGUCAUUCACGUAUAUGGGCUGCAAGAUCAAUAUUGAGUAUGAACGUGCACAAUUUCUGGAUAUGCUCCGUGUUUAUUUUGUGAAGAAGGAUGACUGCCCUUUAGACUUCAUAAGUGCAUUUCCUAAGCUUCCCAAGCUAGAAAUUUUGGUCAUCCAGAUUCCUACAUGCUUACAUGUAUGUAAUAUAUUUUGUCCUUUCAUUGUUUGGUCUUCUUUAGAAAGUUCAUAAAUGCUUAAUUCGUCCCUUUUUUGUCCCUCUCUAGGUACAUCGUGUGUUGCAACACGGUUCAAGAUUUGUUGGUUUGAAAACAAUUAUAUUGAUUCUCAUGAAACCUUGGAAAGUUGAAAUUUCCUCGGUGGCUUAUCUCCUCAAAUCAACUCCUCUAUUAGAAUAUUUUGGUCUACAUGGUUGUUGCAAGCUUCAACAACAUACUCAGUUCAACAUCUCAUGGCCCGAGGAUUUUAUACUUGCAAGACUUUACACUAUUAUAAUUGGUGGGUUUAGUGGGGAAUUCGAACUGAUGGAACUUGUGUACUUUCUGCUAAGGAGCACAAUGGCGUUGGAUGUAUUUGAAAUUGAUACACGUGCUAUGGAGCCAUGGUUGGUCAGGUGGAAUAGGGAUAAGUUGCAAGAUGACACAAGACGUUGUUAUGCAAGAGAGAUGGCUUACACACACUUGGUUCCCAAGGUCCCAUCCACCGUGUUGUUCCAUAUUAUAUGACUUGUUCACUCCCUAUAAAAGCGUGUGAUUUGGUGAACAACCCAAUGUUGAACUUGAUGCAUCUGAUACUCAGAUCUUAUUUGGUACUAGUUUAAUUGUCAUGCUUUGCGACAGAUCAAUAUAAUAUUUGUUGAACAUAUGUCGGAUUUGGUUAUGCGUCUUUACAUGCCCAAUAAGCUAUGUUAUGGCUCAUGUCUCGCCUUUGGUCACUACAUUAUUGAUGUACACCAUAUGUCCUUGCCUCCAAUCAACUACCUACACCUUAUCCACAUGCCUUGUAAUUCUAUCUAAUAACUAUUAUUUUUAUUUUGAUACAUAAAAGAUUUGGUAUAGAAAAACACACAACAAACCAGUGCUAUAUACUUUUACUAGCAUAUGCAAGAUACUUGGCCCUUUGUUUGUACGAUCAUAUUUAUAAAUGUGUUUGUAUGUGAUAUUUUUUUAGAGGCAUUAGGAAGGCACCCCUCUUGCCCCACUCAAGGUGGGCAUAUUUUAAUUGGAUGGUGUAAACUUGAAAUCCCUCCUAGUACACUCAUUUCUCUAGGAAUGUAUCACAUAAUAUUUCUUUGGGAAUGUGUCUGAUGAAAUGAAAAUUGAGCGAGUUGCAUA
This is a messenger RNA of Hordeum vulgare subsp. vulgare (domesticated barley), 2245 nucleotides long. RefSeq names its product F-box protein At1g80960-like. Gene Ontology annotation, molecular function: protein binding. The record is from RefSeq and is a predicted model, not a curated record. The transcript is spliced from 4 exons. Bases 32 to 652 code for a protein of 206 amino acids. Lineage: Eukaryota; Viridiplantae; Streptophyta; Magnoliopsida; Poales; Poaceae.